AUGGACGCACUCAAGAUCACCCGCGCCAGCGCCCAGCUGCUGGAGGAAACCAAAAACGAGGGGAACGAACUGUUCCGGAGCAAAAAGUACGAAGAGGCUCUGGGCGUUUACCUGGGCGCCAUCGCACAGCUCUGUGGUGAGCCAGUCGAUUCGAAGAAGGUUCAAAGCUGCGUCCAGUUCUUUCUCCAAGAGGGGGCAAAAAAGGAGGUGGACGCAUCCGAAGGUACCAAUGCAGAUCCCCCCCACCUCAAGCAGCACGUGAAAGACCUGUUCACCAAAAUAUGCCACAACGUAUCUCUGUGCUAUUACUUCCUAGACCGACUGCAGGAGGCAAUCGAUUAUUCCUCGCACGUAAGCGAGAUGGAUGGGUGUCACUACAAGAGCUACCACACGUUGGGGCUGUGCUAUGAGAAGUUAAAGAAUUACAAGAAGUGCGUGGAGUGCUUUGAGCGCUGCAAGGUGGUCCUCUUGAAGGGGGCCACCCCAAGUAGCGCCACGAACGCUUCUAUCCCGGGUAGCACCACUAACACUUCCACCGCUGCUAAUACCCACUUGCGGAACGAAGUGAACCGAAUCGACGACAAGCUGAAGAGGCUACUCAGCCAAAUGGAGGAACAAAAGCAGCAGGAGGGAGCGGCCACCCCCAUCGAUGUGGCCAAAAAGGUUAUUCUGGAUGAUGCCAGCGGGGAGGACGAGAAGGUAAAAAUGAUCCACAGCAUUUACAAGCACAGAAUACACACCCUGUUGAGGGGAAAUAUUUUCCACUUUUUCUCCCAAGUGUUGACCCAUGAAGGGAGCAACUCCCUGGCGGUUGAGAAGGCCUGUCUGCACGUCACCUACAAACUGGUUUCUAAAAUGGAGAGAGAUGCAGGGGAAACUUCCCAAAGCAGCAACGUGUGCAUCAACAAGGUGAGUGACACGAAGAUGGAGUAUUACUACCACCCCGAUUUUGUGAAAACGAUUUUGGCCUUCCACCAGGCCUUCGACGAGCAGUGGAUUAGCGGCUAUGUGAAGGGGAAGGUGAGCAAAAUGGAAGCCCUCAAAUUUGAGAGAGAGAAAAAGGAGAAGAAGGAGAGCUACCAACUGGUGAAGGACAUCCUCAUCUUCAUCAUCCACAUUGUAAAGUACAUCCAUGUAGUGACAAAUGAAAAGGUGGUCAGAAUGAUCAACAAGUACUUUCUCUCUAAUGAUGAUGCAGACAUCGCCAGCAGCGCACUCGACGCGAUUAUUUUCCUCUGCAAAAAAAAGAAAUUCUUUAUACAGAGGAGAAACACAAAUAGGGGGAAAAACUCAACCCAUUUUUUACACACCUUAAGGGAAGAGGCCCAAGUGGAUGUCCUAAACGAUCUGAUUGACGCCCACUUUGGGGACGUCUGCAAGCACCCCCUCUGUGCCAGCCUCGAAAUCAAGGCAACCAUUCAGCAGUGCAUUAGUAUGCAUGAGAAUUUCGCCAGCGACGUGGAGUACGCCCUGGUCCUCAUCCUCUCCCUGCUGAAUGACAAAAACAGACCAAGUGAAAAGGACACCGAAAUGAACGACUUGAUUUAUGAGUGCGUCGAUUUGUAUUUCAAACCGGAAGACAUCGGCGUGGAGUGGUUCCUCUCGAUGAAGUGCCUCUUCCUGGUGGACAAAAGUAUCCCCCUCAACUACCUAAUUGGGAAAAACCAAUACAUGGGCGAUCUACUAACCUUCAUUAACCACUCCGUGGGAAGGAAGCCAAAGAAAGACGUCUGCCUCUUCAUCGACGUCCUGCUGCUCCUUCUGAACAUCCCAGAGCUGCGCUUCAUGAUGAACAGCUACAUCGAUGUGUACACCAACAUUUUGAGGUCCCUUCCCUAUGACGAGAACUUUUUGAAGUUCCUCGUUGGCUGCUUCAAACUGUAUAUGCACAGCAGAGAGUUCAAGGAGGAAAUUGCCAAGCGAGUCGACUUGUUCGCCUACGCCAAGGAGGUGUUGAAGCGCUUCCUGGUGCGCGGAGAGCUGAGCAAACUGCCUGAGGAUGGUCCCACUCAGAAGGACCUGCCCACCCGUUCGCACAAGCGGGAGUUUCUUGAGUCGCCCGAUCAGACCGCGGCCGUCGCGGCCUCCACUGCCGCUGCAAACCCCUCGCACAGCGGCAGAAAGGACUGCGAGCUGGUGAGCAAAACGGCGAGGCAGCCAACGGGCGCUUCCCCACAUGGCAGCGCGCACUACGACGUGCACGCGCUGAAGGACAUCAUCGAAAUGCUCUUCUACCUCAGCCUGCACAUCGAAUUUAAGAAGCAGCUUCUCCAGCAGGACAACCACCACAUCCUCUUCUUCCUCAUCAAAGCCGGAGAUGACAUUAACAGAAAGAAGCUAGAUAACACCUACAAGUACAUUUACUGCAACACCAUCAACAAUUUAAUAUUAACAAGAAAAGAUGAACAGGUCAGGCGAAGAGAAAUUAACAAAGCCAAUUUGGCUAACUUUGACUCUGAGCAAAUUGAAGCCCUGGAACAGUUCUACGAAAAGUUGCCCACAGCGGCCAAACCGAACACGGACCCUCUGUAUGACUAUGGAGAUGAGGAAACGAGCAACCGGUUGGUUAACUUGUUGAUUUAUAAUGAGAAAUAUGCAUCGAAGGGGAAUGCAAAAGGGUGUGAAGAGGUUACGCCGCCGAAAGGGUGUGAAGAGGUCAUCCCGCUGAAAGGGCGUGAAGAGACUACCCCUCCCAACUGGGGCAAGUUCAAAAACGGCGCAAUAGUCAACACCAUAUACAAUUUCAUCAACACCAAUUUUUUCACGACCAACAUAGCAGAAGCUGUGUGCGAAAUCAUUUCCAAAUUUGUGAGAGACACGAAGAACACUGGCCUGGUGCUUGUGAACAACGGGUUGAAGACCCUCCUGCUGGCGUCCAAACAUAUUGGCAAUAAAAAAAACUGCGCCCUAGCUUUGAGCGAAAUUUUUAUUUACACGAACCCCAAGUUGAUUCAUUUUUACGAGGCAUAUGAUUCGCUGCCGCUGCUCAUUCAGCAGCUGGGUAGCGAAGACCAACUGCUGGUGUUCAAGUCCCUAAUGGCCAUAACGAAUAUACUGACCAUUGACGAGAACGUAGCCAUCAAGGCCAUGCAACUGAAUUUGUGGAACAAAUGCUUCGACAUCCUCGCAACGGAAAAUGAGUCCAUAAGGUCGGCCAGCUUAGAGUGCAUAUGCAACUUAUGUUCCCAGCCGCACGUCCAUCAGUACGUGUAUGAUAAGUAUAAAAAAAUUACCGAGGGGGAAGGAAAAGAUGAACAAAUCAAUUUCGUAGACAUACAAAUCAUGUUCUCUUUUACCAUGGAGAAGGAAAAUUACAAGGCCGUUUAUGCUUCCACUGGGGCACUUGGUAUGCUCUCCUCUGAUUUGCGGCUCCCCACGUUUUUAACUCGGACAAAGGGCUUCCACCACGUUUUCAACGCGUUGAAAGAAACGAACGAUGAGCAGAUUUUACUCCGCAUUUUAACCUUUUUCAACAACGUCAUACUGGGCGAAGAUGUCCCAGCGGAUGAUGUGAAGCGGGUGCGGGACGCCGUUCGGGGCAAGGCCGGCCUGAAUGGCGAAAAUGCGCAAAUUGCGCAGUUUAUUCUGCAGUGA
Plasmodium vivax (malaria parasite P. vivax) is the source of this 3594-nucleotide messenger RNA. RefSeq lists its product as hypothetical. The coding region runs from base 1 to 3594 and encodes 1197 amino acids. Gene Ontology annotation, molecular function: protein binding. The record is from RefSeq and is a predicted model, not a curated record. Lineage: Eukaryota; Apicomplexa; Aconoidasida; Haemosporida; Plasmodiidae. The transcript has a single exon.